UAGGCGGCUGCGAAACGGGGUGGUCGUGCGCGGUUUGCCCCUCGCAACUAUCGUAACAGAAACACGUAUUCUGUUUGGUGACUUAAAAAAAAUUAUCCGGACAUUUGGGAAAUGUGAAAAUAAUUUAAAAUUAGAUUUUAAUGGGCUAUUAGCUUUUGUAAUAAGAUUUAGAGAUGGUUCGCCAAAUAUACCAGUAGACGUGGGUGUUUGGUGACAGGACCCGAACCCGGCAGAGUCCACACAAAUGUGCAGAUGCAAAAAUGUGACAGUGAAAGUUUUGAGGCAUACACCUAAAAUGAAGCGACGCUCGCUGGCCACCGUCCGCGAGGAGCCGUCCAAGAGCAGCAGGAACGGCGACUUCGCCAUUUACAUAAUGGUGACCACCACAGCCGUUCUCAGCUACGUGAACAGCUUGAACGGUGACUUCGUCCACGACGACAUACCAGCUAUUGUGACGAAUGGUGAUGUGACGGGUGCAAACUCUUUAAAGCACCUGUUCUUGGAUGACUUUUGGGGAACGCCGAUGGCUGACGUGAAUAGUCAUAAAUCAUACAGGCCCCUGACUACGCUCUCAUUCAGAUUGAACCACGCGUUAGCCGGCCUCCGGCCGUGGUGGUGGCAUGCAUGCAACGUUGCGUUGCACGCUGCGUGUUGCGUGCUUGUUGCACGCGCCUGCGUUACGAUAGCGCGUUUGCAGCGACCUUUUGCAGCGCUUGCGGCGUUGCUGUUUGCUGUACACCCUGUACAUACAGAGGCGGUGGCCGGCGUAGUAGGCAGAGCUGAUGUUCUAGCGUGUAUAUUUUUCCUGUCUUCACUUUUAGUAUACCACAGACCUACUAGCAACAAGAAGUGUGUGUGGUUGAGUAUAGUGCUCGGUGCACUGAGCAUGCUCGCCAAGGAGACUGGAGUCACUAUACUCAUGCUUAAUUUAGCAUUCGACUUUUAUAGAUGUUGGCCCUAUGUAAAAAGAUCUAUAUGUUCACUGAAAAUAGAGAAAAAGUGCACUGGACUGUCUAUAAGAAGCAUCAAAGUAAUAUUGUCCCUCGCCUUGCUCAUUUGCCUGAGGUUGGCACUACUGCAGGGUACGUGGCCAACGUUCUCACCACAGGACAACCCAGCUGCCUUUCAUCCUAGUUUUUUUGUUAGGCUGAUGACAUUCUGCUACCUGGCAGCGUUUAACUGGUGGCUGAUGUUGUGCCCGUGGUCACUCAGCCACGACUGGCAGAUGGGGUCGGUGCCGCUCAUCACCAGCGGCUGGGAUCCCAGGAACCUGCUCACCUGUGCAGCAUUCGGGGCCUUACUGCUGUUGUGUUACCGAUUUAUAGCCGACUUAGAGGUACAGAGACACACUCCGGCUGUAAUCGGCCUCUUACUGUUGGUGAUACCCUUCGUGCCUGCUAGCAAUUUACUAGUUACCGUCGGCUUCGUUAUCGCCGAGCGGGUCCUUUAUAUACCCAGUGUGGGUAGUGUCAUCAUAACGGCAUACGGGGUGCAACUGAUGUGGUACUCCAAGCCGUGGACAAAAGGCUUCCUUGUCAUCGGGCUGGCGCUACUCGCUGCUAGUGGAGUUGCUAGAACAUAUAAAAGGAACGCGGAUUGGAGAGAUCGAGCUACACUAUUGAGAGCGGAUUUAGUGACUUUGCCCCAGAAUGCUAAACUGCAUUACAACUUGGGCAACUUCUUGAGGGAGAGCGAGCAGCAAGACAGCGCUAUCAGACAUUACAAAGAGGCUUUAAGACUGUGGCCAAGCUACGCGAGCGCCCACAACAAUAUCGGCACGCUAGUUUCGGGGAUGGAUAAUGCUGAGCACCACUUCUUGCAGGCCAUAAAAUACAACAGGCACCACGUAAACGCGCAUUACAACUUGGGCAAGCUUUACAAAAAGAGCGGCCAAACAAUUCAAGCUAUCAAAAUGCUAGAAAAAUGCAUAUGGCUGCAGCCAAGAUUUGUACAAGCGCACGUGGAACUAUUGGCCCUUAAACCAGAGUCAGAGAAGAAGAGUAUACUGACGAAGUUGGUGGAGUUGGAACCAAAUAAUUGGGAACAUUUCGUGCUUUACGGAGACUGGUUGAGGAUGAAAGGUCUACAAAGUCCAGCCUCAAAAUACUACUUAGAAGCUUUAAAACUGAACUUUAAAAAUCGAAAUAUAGAUAAACCAAUUAGAGGUGACCUAAUUGCGUUCAGAUAUACAGUCUUAAUGUACAGAUCGUUAGGACAGAAGUCCAGAAUUCUACAGCUAUUAACAAGGUGGCACACGUGGCGACGCGGCUGGCCGAGUGCAGCAGCGGCGCACAUGUAUCUACGCGACUGGCGACUCAAAAUGGAGCUCGAGGGACGGGUGCAAAUAUAUUCCAAGGCUGUUAAUCCCACUAAAACUACUACCUGUUUCGAUCACUCGCAACUAUCGGGUGAAGUCAAAAAAGCAACAGAAGAUAAAACAAAAAAGUACGAAGAAAAUAAAAAUCAACUAGCAAAUUUAAAGCGUGACGACAAAAAAGUUCUAAGUGCUGAUAGUGACAGUAAUAGUGCGUGCGAAUGUAAAAAGUGCGGGACCAAAAAACGUAACGUAUCUAUAUCGUCUCAAAUCAAAACAACCCAUAAUAAAUCAGAAAUUGGACAUAAGGAGAAGAAAUGUAGUUUGCAUAGAAAAGACAAAACAGUGAAAAACAGUGGAGUCAUACCGAACAUAGGUGGGUUGUCUGAACAUAUUCUUAUGAAGACAUUUUAAGUUGAUAAUAAUGAUCAUAUAAAGUGUGAUAUUUUGAGUGUGACUAUUUAAUUUGAUGACGUAGUAAAGUUUGUGCUUGCGAAAAUUGAUUUUAUUUCCAUAAAGGAACUCAAUAACGUUAGGUGUAAUGCUGACAAUAUCGCAAAGUUGGACGUAGAUAAGGAAAUAGUUGAUGUCAAAAAUUCUAUUAGAAAUAUUUUAUAAGUUGGAAUCAUCGAUCAGUAAUUACCAGAUUUACAUUUUUCUUAUAAAUAAUUGAAUUACAAGCUUUUACCUGUUACUUUGUUCGCGUGAUUGCGAUAUAUUCACUGAUCAGGAUAAAUAAAUUAGCCUGUGUUCUCCAUCAUAUAUAGUACCUAAGUACUAAAUUUCAUAGCGAUUAGAUCAAGUAUUAAGGUGCCAAGACGUAAGAAACAAACAUUUACAUUUAUAACAUUAGUAAGGAUUAUUUUGUUUUGUAUUGCUUGUAUGCUAAUUUGUUUAAUAUUGAAAAUUGAGGUUGCAGCAAUAAUACAAUCAUAUUUCAUUUAUACCAAUGUGUAUAUAUUAAUUUUUUGUACUUUAAUUUUCUACAUUGCAUCAUUUAAACAAAGUAUACUUAUUAAAAUAAUGUGUUAAAGAUCAUUGAUAGGGAAGAUAGCAUCCUGUUUGGAUGAUAUUUUAUUUCACUUUUUGGACGGUGACUGUAAAUCUUGUUAUUACUAAUCAAAUAUGAAAAUCUAAUUUGAAAUCAAAUUCAUUGGAAUUUUUCUAAAAUUAUAUACACAUUGGAGAGAAAAUUAUUAGAUAUCCGAUUAAAUAUAAAUAUAUUAUAUAUAAUUCAUUCAUAACAGUUAACAGUUUUGCAGACUAAUAGAAUUUUUUACAUCGACAUCAUUAGAUAGAUAACUAAUUUUAAACAUUUGUAGAGAAUUGAAAUGAAAAAUAUAUUUUUGUCAAUGGUUAAAGGUUAGGUGAUUUUUAAAGGACAUGCACAAAGUUUUUACGCUAGCAUUAGAAUUUAUACGAUACGUACAAACGGCUCGUUGGACGCAAAUAAAAAUGUGACAAGUUUCGUUUUAUUUUCAAAGUGCAACAUUUGCAGUGCAAGUGGUUGUAACGUGAGAGCUAUAAAUUAAAUAUUUAUUGAAUACAUGACUUUGUGUUGUCAUAUGAAAUAUUAUUUACUAUUUCGUCUAUUUUCGUUAUUUGUCUGUCUAGUUUCAAUAUUUGUCUAUUCCGUUGCAGUAUUACAGUUACAAUUGUUUUUUUUUUAACUGAUGUUGCAAAUAAAAUUGAUGCUUUAUAGACGGAUUGGAUUUUAAAAAACUAUCCUCCUAUAUCAAUAGUAAACUCAGUAGCUUCAAAAAGAGAUUUUUAAUUAUCAUAUACUUUUUGUACAUGUAAAAAGUACUUGGUAAUUUUUAGUAAAAUGGUGUAAAGGAAUGUUAAACAUUAUUAACGCUGAUUUUCAACCGAUUUUUAUAAUUCUUUUUGCAAUUAAUCAUAUAUUAUAUUAGCCAUUAACCGUCCACUGCUAAACAUAGGCCUCUCCCUACUGGGGGGUUUUGCCAAAAGUGCCAUGCUUGGUAGGCGAGUUGGCUACCGCUGUUAGAGACUUUGGUGAUGUCUAAAGAGGGACGCUGCUACCUAUUCCUCAACCUUUAGUCACACAGUUUCAGUUUAGGAGAAGAUGAGUUGGUCCAUUGUAUACUACGCCCACACGAAAUGUUUAGUUCCGUGUUUUUUUUUUCAAUGGUUGAUAAUAGAAUGGUAACCCCGCCUGCACUAACGAUAUACGCUGGCGGGGCACCAGUUAGAGAUGAUAGGCGAGGGUGAAACUUUUAAUUCCCUGUAAGUUAAAUAUUACUUUUGUCACGAUCGAUUUUUUUGCGGAAUAAAAUCAUAAAUUAUGAAAUAACGAAAUUCUCGUAACGCUAAAGGGAGUAAGACAUUAUCGUCAAUGAAUAUUAAAAAGAAAUGAUGAGAAAUAUUUGAGAGCUUUUAUAUUUGUAUAUAAAAAGCUCAAGAUCGUUUAUCGUGGUAGUCCUUAAGGAAGAUUUAUGUUCAGUAGCAGACAAUGAAUGGGUAAAAUGAUAAAGAUGUUGAUCUUUAUAUAGCUAGUAGAUAAUACUAUCUUUAACUCGUGACUUCGUUUGCGUGACUAGAAUAAAAUUGGCCGGAAUAGAUCGUAGUCUAUAUAUAGAUCCUUUUCAAUCCCAUAUAGUAUGUGUAUACCAUCUGUGCCGCUUAUUAUUAGGUGGGCCGUAUGCUUGUUUGCUACAACAGUGGUAUAAAAACUACAAACUUACACUUUUAUAAUAUUAGUAAGAAUUUAUAUUCGUACCAAAUGAAAAAAAUAACUGGACCAAUUUCAAUCAAAUUUUAAUUGGAUCCAGAUAAACUGCAUCAGCUUCUGGUAUUACGCAAAUCUCCAUAAAGGCCAUUGUACUAGCUUAUGUGCGUUUUGACAAAUUUUUGGGAUAUUUCACAAUUUUCCUGUAUAGUUUUACUUAACUAUCUACAGUUAAUUAAUGUCUCUAACUACCUCUUAGAGAUUACAGUUUAGCCGUCAGCUUAUUUUGUUUAGUUUUAGCUUUU
Messenger RNA from Galleria mellonella (greater wax moth), 5308 nucleotides. Its product is annotated as protein O-mannosyl-transferase TMTC1-like. The record is from RefSeq and is a predicted model, not a curated record. NCBI's taxonomy places the organism in Eukaryota, Metazoa, Arthropoda, Insecta, Lepidoptera, Pyralidae. Gene Ontology annotation, biological process: protein O-linked glycosylation via mannose. Bases 245 to 2728 code for a protein of 827 amino acids. The transcript has 15 exons. Gene Ontology annotation, molecular function: protein binding; mannosyltransferase activity.